This is a messenger RNA of Clarias gariepinus (North African catfish), 1836 nucleotides long. It is a transcript of the gene cenpo, whose product is annotated as centromere protein O. Lineage: Eukaryota; Metazoa; Chordata; Actinopteri; Siluriformes; Clariidae. Gene Ontology annotation, cellular component: kinetochore; Mis6-Sim4 complex. Bases 74 to 922 code for a protein of 282 amino acids. The transcript has 6 exons. The record is from RefSeq and is a predicted model, not a curated record.
UCACGUCCCGUUUGGAAUUGCGGAAGGCGCCAGAUUUGAAGACCUCUGCGAAAAUAAAACAAGACUUCAUCAAAUGGAGAACCUAAGACACAGAGGUGUGUUAGACCACCUGAUGAUGUUAGAGAGGACAGAAGCAGCAGGAUCGCAGAGACAUCAAAAGGAGCGUCUGGAGGAACUGCGUACAACAGCAGCAACACUUAGGGCAAAAAGAGACCGAAUCCGGGAGGAAAUCUCCGCCAUAAAGAAUCUAAAAGAUAAAAUGGACCAGGGGCUUCCACUGGACGAUGCUGAAUCUGUAAACAUUGUUAAAAUUGAGCAGUAUCUGCUGAUGUCUCAGCGUUUGCAGCUUGAGGACCUUCAAACUGCUCAUCGGCUUAUUGCUGGUUACAACUUGGUAGAAAGCAAGCAAGGCAAAAGUGUGUGUGUGUCAUUUCACACUGCCUUUGAGGGUGUUUGCCUGAAAACUUACAACAUGGAGGUGGACCUUACACGCAUGGUGCAGAUCAGUCAUCAUAACAUCCCUCCAUGUAUUCCUCUGGAGAAACUCGCCAAGGAGAACCUACAGACUGAUUUUAAAGGAUUCCUCCAAACAUUAAACCUUCACCUCAAUGCUUUAGCUGGGCGCAAAAAGCAGAUUUCUCUCAUUAAGGAGCUCAUUGCCACAGUAGAAAUCAUUGAGCAAAAUCAGUUGUGCAACUUUCUUGCCCUCGUAUGUAAAGCACCAGGCGAGUGUGAUGAGGCUGUUCUGUGCACCCUGGAGUAUGGUGAUCUCACCCGAAGUCUUCCUACUCAUGUUGUUAUCGAUAGUGAAAAUAAAACACUUAUAGAAUCUCCACAGUGGAAGGAGAACCAAGUGUUGCUCAUGGAGAUUCCGGUUCACACUGCUCUUUUGACCAUGAGAAAACUGGGAAGCAUUUCAUGAACAUAGAUGAAACAAUUUAAAAAGACAUGCAUGUUUACAUAGUCAUCUGAGUCACUUUCACAUCAGCUUUUAAAUACAGGGUGUGACCCCUUUUUUUUUUUUUGACAAAAUGUGACUAAUUGACUGUGUAGCAUGGCAUGAUGGCUAAAGUCUGGAGCAAAUGGAAUGAUCAGUAUUAAAGGUAAUAAUUGUAUUACUAGCAAAAAUAAAGUGUGUAUGUGUGUGUGUGAGAGAGAGAGAGAGAGAGAGAGAAGGACAUUCCAGAAUGUUCUUAAUAAAAAGUAAUCACAUAUCCAUACCCAACUUACAAAAAAAGGGCAGCAAAAAACAGUUUGUUCCUCACAUAUUAUACUAUAUAUUUUUAUUUAUGUACAGUUAAGUUGCUUCUAAUGUCUUGAAGAAAAUCUGCAUUUUCUGUUGCAUUUUUUCUCGGUACAGUCGUUUCACACAUUCCUUCUUUUGACUCCUCUGUUCUUCCUGGAUUGCCAGCUCUUUUUGUGAGAUUCUAUCGAUUAAGGCCAAGUCUUUUAGAUACAUGAUGGAUAACUGUUCUGAUUCAGAGGUCUGUGGUGGGGCAAAUGAGGCUGAUUUUGUGAUCCUUAUUUCUUGCAUCUGUUCACUUUGAUUUAAAAGUGCUUCACUUGACAAUAUCCUCUGCCUUCCUGGAGCUGAUUUUGUCGUUCUUGUCUCCGAUAUAGUUCUCAUUGUAUUUGUAAUAGUUGCAUGAGGUUCACAGACUCUUAAAUGCAAUAACUUUUUGUGUUCCAUCAGCAGAAAUUCUUUGUCUUGAUAAAGCAAUUUGAGAUCUAAUUUGUAUUUUCUGUGAAUUUGCUCCAGUUUCCACUGAAGAUCAAUGUCUUCUUUGUGAUUCUUUAGCCUUGUGUCAAUAAACAGCAAAUGCUUAGAUUUUUUAA